GAGGUCGAAGCUGACAAGACAGACGAUGAAGACGUUGAACCUGAGGCGGUACAGAAAUACCAGGAGCUUACUGACAUGAUGAUGAGCUGGGAUACGGAGAAUGCAUUACUUUCAAGUGCAUUCAACAGUUCAAUAGAACGUUCUGCUAUUACCGUCUCCGAGUUACCUCGAGACGAACCGGAACGUUCACGUACUUCAACCAAUACAUCCGCUGCACAAUCUCGACGGGCCAAGAAUGCUGCACAUCGUGCCGAUGACGUCGGUGUGUAUGGAAUACUUUCCUUUUCUUUUGCUUACAAUUCCACCAGAGUUUGCCUUUGAAAUUGGCAGUGGCCUUCUCAAUGAAGUACGACGACUUCAAAGUCUUCUCGGUGACCGAGAGAAGGCCAUUCAGGACAUGACAGAGAAGAAGGACGAUCUUGAUGGUACAUUGGAGUCACUUCGAACCGCUCUCAAGCAGCAAGAAGCAAGUGCCGACAAGUACAAAGAAGAGAACUGGAAUCUCGAAGUUAGCCUCCAGGACCUCCACACCCAACAUGCCGAUACCCAAUCCACCGUUCAGCGCCUUGAUUCAGAACAAAAGCGGCUCACGAAGCUUCUCGCUGCCUCCCAUGACGCUUCCGAGCAGUACAAAAAUGAAAAUGCCCAGCUUCAAAGUACCAUCAAAGACCUCAUAGCAAAGCACGAAACUGACGUGGCUUUGGCACGCAAGCAUUUCGCGGCUUUGGCGCACGAUAAGAGCGAUUUGCAACAGGCCAUAGAUAGGCUCGAAACAGAGAAGGAAAGGGCUGGCAGAAAGUUUGGUGGGUUCGGAAGCCCGGCGACACCUAACACCACCGAGGGACGUCCAGAUGAGAACUAUGGGUACGGACUUUGGACUGAAUUAGUUGCUGUGGCUAUAGUGUUAUUACUUGUUAUAUUUGCAGGGUACUGUCCCCGAUUCUUUCCGAAUGUAAUGAGGAGAAGAGAGGGCUUUGUCAAAUUGAAAACGACGUUUUGCUCACUGUAGGGUGUGGGCAGGGGCUAUUUGGUCGAAGUUUGCUGAUGCGUGCAACAUCUUGUCAAAUAAACAGGCUUUCCGGGAGCUCUGGCCAAU
Messenger RNA from Desarmillaria tabescens, 1096 nucleotides. RefSeq lists its product as uncharacterized. The transcript is spliced from 3 exons. NCBI's taxonomy places the organism in Eukaryota, Fungi, Basidiomycota, Agaricomycetes, Agaricales, Physalacriaceae. Gene Ontology annotation, cellular component: cell cortex; mitochondrion. The coding region runs from base 236 to 1009 and encodes 257 amino acids. Gene Ontology annotation, molecular function: tubulin binding. The record is from RefSeq and is a predicted model, not a curated record. Gene Ontology annotation, biological process: microtubule cytoskeleton organization.